Molecule: messenger RNA, 971 nt
Organism: Amphimedon queenslandica
Lineage: Eukaryota; Metazoa; Porifera; Demospongiae; Haplosclerida; Niphatidae
Product: phospholipid phosphatase 1-like
Exons: 5
Coding region: 26-916 (296 amino acids)
Biological process (GO): phospholipid dephosphorylation; signal transduction; phospholipid metabolic process
Cellular component (GO): plasma membrane
Molecular function (GO): phosphatidate phosphatase activity
Source: RefSeq, a predicted model, not a curated record
CCUGACCUUUUGCAUCUAUUAAAACAUGGCCGCUAGGAAUUGGCAACUGUAUUUGGACGUUAUAUUUCGAAUAAUAACAUUUAUUGCUGUCUUCAUUCUCUUUGUACUAUUCACUGUUCUAAAGGACGUUGUAGAUCCAAGAAUAGUCGGAUUCUUUUGUGAUGAUAACAGCAUACGUUAUCCUUAUAAGAAUCACCAGUCAGUUCCUGAUUGGAGCUUGUAUCUGCUAGUACUGGGGACUCCUACCAUUGUGAUGGUUCUUGGUAUGCUGCUAGAGAUACUCACAAAGAAAUGCAAGAGAGGACAAGACAGCAAUAGAAGCAGUCGUCUCCUUUAUAAGCAGAUGAUACUGAAAGCUUGUCUCUGGUUUUAUUGGUUCUUGAUUGGAAUUGCAUUGACCGAUAUCAUCACAAAUAUCGUCAAGAUGUAUUUUGGUGAACUCCGACCUCAUUUCCUUGCCGUCUGUGAUCCUGAUUGGUCCCUCAUCAAUUGUACUAACGAGUAUGGACACUAUGUUUACGUUACCAAUUACACUUGUCGUGGUACAGCUGCUAUGGUGAGAGAGGCAAGGCUCUCAUUUCCAUCCGGUCAUUCCUCAAGCAUUGCCUUCUCUAUGGUUUUUACAGCUUUUUACAUAUCCUCCAUUGACAUAGUACACAGGAGGUCCCCUGCUCAGUUCUUCCUUCUUACAAUGUACGGAGUACUCUUUCCUUCUCUAGUUGCAUUGUCAAGAAUUGAUGAUCAUCGUCAUCACUUUCGUGAUGUCAUUUUUGGCAGUUUACUUGGAAUUUUUCUUGCAAGCAUUUUAGUAUUUUUCUCUCUCGAGUAUUUUGAGCUUUGGAAAAAGAAAGUGAAAAGUAAAGAAGAAGAAGAUGAAGAAGAAAGAUUGCAGGAGGUUGUGAAAGAUAAAGAUUGAGUAGAAUUAUAACAACUUUAUUUUCAUCAUUAUCGUCAUUUUUUGUAAACUUUAA